GCUAGCUUCAUUCAGAGCAGCAGCCCAUAAAGGUCAACUUUCUCGAGUUGUUGGUUCUCCUGCUCCACGUGUUGGCUCAUUUUUCGUACAUUAGUUCCGAUCACCUACGGCUUGCAGUCUCCCGCAGUAUUUCUCGUGCGGCGUCGAUCGUUGUUCCAGGAUUGUACAUCCGUUAACCAUCCAUUAACAGCAGGGCUCGUACUUCUCGUCCUUCUCGUCCCCCACGGUGCUUGUCCGUUAACCAACGACCACCAUCACAAUGGCGGCGUCGUACUGCACGUGUUCCGGGUGCUCUUACAACGCGGACGCGCCUGGGGAGCUUCCGUCCCAGAUUCUCGAGGCCAAUGGCUUCCCCUCGGAGCUCCUCCCCGCGCACGAGGUCGCGCACUGCGAAGGCGCAAUCACCGGGCCCUUCUCGAUCAACUUCAAGCGUCCGAUCGACGCCGUGAUCGACGGCUACAACGUGCACUAUGACCAGCAGGUCACCGGCACGGUGGAGCACGGUUGGAUCCGGCAAGUCACGGGGAUUAAAGUGUUCUACAUGAUGGCGUGGGUGCCUGUAGAUACCGCACAGAUCGGCGCGUCGUGCGGCAAUCGGCUAUACUUCUACGUCGGCCGACUCGUCUACAAGAGCGUGGCGCUCUCCGCGUUUCCCGGGCUGUGGGAAGGCCAGGGCGCGAAGAACCAGAAGCAGGCGCAGAAGGCGCAGAAGCAAAGGCAGCUGAUGCAGGUGGAUACGUCGUCAGACGAGGAGGAAAGCGAGGAAGACGACGAGGAGCGGUGGGAAGAUGCGCCGAUGGACGGAAGCGACCGCGAAAGCUUGGACUUGAGCGAUCAGGAAGCGGGGGAGCCGGAAUCAACGGCGGAUUUGGUGCAGGCGAAGGAAGGCGCGGCGGGAGGUGCUAGAAGAAGCUUUUUUCGUUUCAGGGCAUGAAGCCAUGACAAAGAUACAUAACGAGGCUCGUCAGGGGCCAGUCCAUUAUACUACCAUACCAUCAGGACCCUUCCUCUAGGCGAUCUUCUUGGCGAUCUUCCAGGCGAUCUUCCAGGCGAUCUUCCAGGCGAUCGUUAACUUCUGUAUGAUACCUGGAGCUUAUUCUGCUCUUGCAUCAGGCAGCGCAGGAUCUGAAGCAGCAGGACCCCUCUCCUGCUGUCACACGCACUAGCCGCUCACAAACCUGGUUCACCACACACUACUGGGGGGGGGUGUCAUCUUCGCGUUCUGAUUUCUGCGAAGUCCGUCCUCGCAGCUCAUUUCUCGCCUCUUGGUUGGCUUCUGCGGAGCCCAUCGUUGUCAUCCCCAGCCCCAUUCUCCGGCUUCGGCUGCAUCGCUGCUCUGCCCAGCGUCACACUGUUGGGUGCGAAGCUAGAAGAAGUAUGUGUGGAUGGUGGGGUGGGGUGUUAUCGGUGGAUCCGGCUUGGAGACGAAUGCAUGAUCUCUGGGGUGACGGCACUCACGAGUCAUGGGCACUAUAGCCUAACCACUUGCACCUAGCCUUGGUUGGUUUCUAGGAGGCUGAUUUUGCCAUAAGCUGCUGUUGGUUGGUUAGCUGCUGCUGUGCUAGCAGCCCAGCUUGCUGCAGUGUAAUUGCGUGUGCUUGUGGGGCUUGAUGCCCAUGCCUCGUCAGUGCCAUACCUUAUUCUCUAAAGGUAUUUUCUUUCUUUACA
Molecule: messenger RNA, 1668 nt
Organism: Closterium sp. NIES-67
Lineage: Eukaryota; Viridiplantae; Streptophyta; Zygnematophyceae; Desmidiales; Closteriaceae
Source: the annotation of a GenBank genome assembly